AUGUUCACCGAAGAGCUAGGCUCACUCUUUUUCGAGUCGGAUCUAGUCCGUCUUCGAAUGAGGGUCCCCGGGAUCAUCCUUUGGUUUGGUUUUCACUCGCGCAUGCGCGCUGGACUCACGAUUGGGCUUGAUUGCAGGUCCGCCAGUGGAGGUGGGCGUCACCAUGUAUGUGCUGUCUAUCAGCUCCGUCUCCGAAGUGCUCAUGGUACUCGUCCCUGUCAGCUCACGCUUGACUCGGCCGCUUCGGCGCACGCCGAACGACCGAGCAGCCCUAGUUACGAGGCUGCGAGCAUGCCGGCGUAUUGGAGCAGACCAUCCUGGACGGACUUCACUUUGGAUUUCUACUUCAGGCAGUUCUGGACGGAUCCAAGAUUAGCGUACAAGAAGCGCCCUGGCGUAGAAACUCUAUCUGUCGGGUCUGAGUUCAUAAGAAAUAUAUGGGUACCUGAUACCUUUUUCGUAAACGAGAAGCAAUCUUAUUUUCAUAUCGCAACAACGAGCAAUGAAUUUAUUCGUAUUCACCAUUCCGGAUCUAUAACACGUAGUAUAAGAUUAACAAUCACGGCAUCGUGUCCGAUGGACCUGCAAUACUUUCCCAUGGACCGACAGCUUUGCAACAUUGAGAUCGAAAGUUUUGGCUACACCAUGCGGGACAUCAGAUAUAAGUGGAACGAAGGCCCUAACUCCGUAGGCGUCUCCAGUGAAGUAUCUCUGCCGCAGUUCAAGGUGCUGGGGCAUCGCCAACGAGCAAUGGAAAUCUCCCUGACAACAGGAAAUUACUCACGAUUGGCUUGCGAAAUCCAAUUCGUUCGUUCAAUGGGAUAUUACUUGAUCCAAAUAUACAUUCCGUCUGGGUUGAUCGUGAUCAUAUCGUGGGUCUCAUUUUGGCUCAACCGGAAUGCGACACCCGCUCGUGUGUCACUUGGUGUAACUACUGUGCUGACCAUGACAACUCUUAUGUCAUCUACAAACGCCGCUCUUCCCAAGAUAUCGUAUGUCAAAUCAAUAGAUGUUUAUCUGGGCACCUGCUUCGUAAUGGUCUUCGCUAGUCUACUAGAAUAUGCUACUGUCGGCUAUAUGGCUAAGAGGAUACAAAUGAGAAAACAACGCUUCACCGCUGUUCAGAAAAUGGCCGCUGAGAAGAAGAUACAUUUAGACGGACCUCCUGGAACAUCAGAACCCCUACCACCGCCAAGGACAAGCACGCUAUCAAGACCUGCGCCACCAAGCCGAUCAUCGGAAGUCCGAUUUAAAGUCCACGACCCAAAAGCAUAUUCAAAGGGCAUCACGCAUGAAAAUACCAUCAAUGGAGCCAGAGGACCACCCGCGCCUGCACCGCCAGCCCCUCAACCAGAAGAAGAGAUACCGCCUCACCUCCUACAAGCAUCUAAGAGCAUCAACAAACUGCUGGGCACGACUCCGUCAGACAUCGACAAGUAUUCGCGCAUAGUGUUUCCCGUCUGCUUUGUCUGCUUCAACCUCAUGUACUGGAUCAUCUACUUACACGUCUCUGACGUCGUUGCGGACGAUUUGGUACUACUUGGCGAAGAACAUUAA
Leptosia nina is the source of this 1557-nucleotide messenger RNA. Lineage: Eukaryota; Metazoa; Arthropoda; Insecta; Lepidoptera; Pieridae. The record is from the annotation of a GenBank genome assembly.